AUGAAAGAAUUGCGUGAGAUGAUUGGUAGUAAAUACAAGAGCGAUGACGAUUUGAAGAAGGAGGCCACCGAACUACUCACACUUGAACGUGCACUAAAGGAUCGACAAAGGCUUCGGAAAAAGAAGGAAAAUGACUUGGAACAAUACGAGAAAGCGUUGAAUGAAACGAGAAAUGAAAUCGAUGAAACGAGGAAGAGUAUUUCAGCCGUUGAGGCUGACAUAGCUGCAGUCCAGCGGGUAACCAAUUGA
Messenger RNA from Anisakis simplex (herring worm), 249 nucleotides. The record is from the annotation of a GenBank genome assembly. NCBI's taxonomy places the organism in Eukaryota, Metazoa, Nematoda, Chromadorea, Rhabditida, Anisakidae.